This is a messenger RNA of Cydia amplana, 2479 nucleotides long. It is a transcript of the gene PNPase, whose product is annotated as polyribonucleotide nucleotidyltransferase 1, mitochondrial. The record is from RefSeq and is a predicted model, not a curated record. Gene Ontology annotation, molecular function: 3'-5'-RNA exonuclease activity; polyribonucleotide nucleotidyltransferase activity; RNA binding. Gene Ontology annotation, cellular component: cytosol; mitochondrion. The transcript has 13 exons. Lineage: Eukaryota; Metazoa; Arthropoda; Insecta; Lepidoptera; Tortricidae. Gene Ontology annotation, biological process: mitochondrial RNA 3'-end processing; mitochondrial mRNA catabolic process.
GAUUUUAUAAAUAUUUCCGAUCUUUCUUCUAUUAGUUUUACAGAAAUUAGAUUACCCUUAUAACGUAAACACGGCUAAAGGCCGUUCGGUUCAAUAUACUGGUGUAUUUGUUAUUAAUGCCCUUCCUUGACCCAUUGCCGAAAUAUUAAAAGAUGUUAUCCAAACACAGGCUUCUAUCUAAGUUAAAAGCAAGGGCAAGUUUCCAUUAUAAUGUUCUCUCAACACAAGCGUCGGUGGGAAAGAUAGACAUCCCAUUUUCAAAUGAAACUUCGCUAAAGCUAUCAACGGGUCAGUAUGCGCGCUUCGCCGAUGGCGCCUGUGUGGCCACGCUCGGGAACACCAGUGUGCUGGCUACAGUGGUGUCCCAAGCUAAGCAGAGCAGCAGUACGUUCCUGCCGCUGGUUGUGGACUAUAGGCAGAAAGCAGCAGCAGCUGGACGAAUACCUACUAAUUUCUUGAGGAGAGAACUGGGUCCCACAGAGCGCGAAAUCCUCACCUCCCGCCUGAUAGACCGUUCACUCCGGCCCCUCUUUCCAAACAACUACUUCUACGACACACAAAUAGUCUGCAACAUGCUGGCUGUAGACUCAACGAACCCUCCAGAGACGGUUGCCAUCAAUGCUGCCAGUGCUGCGUUGGCGUUGUCUGAUGUGCCGUGGAACGGACCUAUUGGGGCUGUCAGACUAGGCCUGAUAGACAACGAAGUGAUCAUCAACCCCACCCGCAAGGAUCUACAGACGUCCCAGUUAAACUUAGUCGUAGCUGCGACCUCACAAAACCUGGUCGUGAUGCUGGAGGGCAGCGCCAAUGACAUACUGCAACAGGAUCUGCUCAAGGCCAUCAAAACAGGAACCAAGGAAGCAAUGCACAUAGUCCGCGGCAUCGAGAAAUUGCAAAAGGAACACGGCAAGACAAAGAGAGAGUACGAUACGCAGAUACCUGUCCCACAGAACGUUGUGGAUGCUGUCAAGACACUGUCUACUAUGAAGAUUAGAGAAAUUUUAAGUGAUUUUUCCCACGACAAAACCUCCCGUGACAUCGCAAUAUCAGACCUUCGGCAGACAGUCCUCGAUCAGCUCCGAGAAGAGGGUGCUGGUCAGUUGCAGGAAUGCUUCAGCAGUCAUCUUCGUCAAACAUUCCGGGACAUGAUCUUUGAGACGGAGACAAGAUGUGAUGGCAGACGCUUAGAUGAACUUAGGAAGAUCAGUUGUCAGGUGGGACUAUACGAGCCACUACACGGCAGCGCGGUGUUCCAGCGCGGGCAAACCCAGGUGCUGUGCACAGUCGCUUUUGAUUCCCCGGAGAGUGCGCUAAAGAUGGACACACUCACUAUGCUCACUAGCGGUAUAAAAGAGAAAAGCUUUUUCCUCCACUACGAGUUCCCCUCCUACGCGACCGGGGAAGUGGGCCGCGGCGGAGCCCCCGGGCGCCGCGAGGCGGGCCACGGAGCCCUAGCCGAGAGAGGGCUGCUGCCAGUUGUACCACCGCAGCCCUACGCUGUCAGGCUUACUGCUGAAGUACUAGAGUCUAACGGUUCAAGCUCAAUGGCGUCCGUAUGCGGAGGCUCUCUCGCCCUUUUAGACGCGGGCGUCCCAUUAACCAGUCCCGCGGCCGGCGUCGCAAUAGGACUCGUGACCCGCGCUGACGCCAACUCGCAUGUGGCUGACUACAGGAUACUCACGGAUUUGUUAGGUAUAGAAGACUACAUGGGCGAUAUGGACUUCAAGGUCGCCGGCACCAGUAGAGGUAUCACGGCGCUGCAGGCAGACGUGAAGCUGCCGGGCCUGCCGCUCAAGGUCGUCAUGGAGUCCGUGCAGAGGGCCUGCGACGCCAAGAGCAGUAUCAUUGGUAUCAUGAACCAGUGCAUCAGCCAACCCAGUUUAUAAAUUACCAACAGGCAAGGCCGUAAGGAAAACAUGCCCGUGAUGGAAGAGUUAGAGGUGGAAGUCCACAAACGAGCGAAGCUGCUCGGUCUCGGCGGCGGAAACCUGAAGAAACUUUACGUGGAAACUGGAGUACAGAUCACCCCAAUAGACGAAACAAAGUACAGCGUGUUCGCGCCGUCCCAGGCCGCGAUGGACGAGGCUCGCGCCCGAAUAGACUCGUGGCUCAGCGCAGAGAGAACUCCAGAGUUGGAGUUCGGCGCCAUCUAUAAAGCCAAGGUCGUCGAGGUCAAGGACAUCGGGGUUCUGGUGACCUUGUAUCCCGGCAUGGCGCCGGCGUUGGUGCAUAACUCACAGUUGGACCAUAGAAAGAUAAUGCACCCAUCCGUACUAGGCCUUGACGUGGGCUCCGAGAUCCAAGUGAAAUACUUCGGCCGCGACCCCGUCUCGGGGCAAGUGCGUCUCUCCAAGAAAGUGCUCACAUCACCGCCGCCCGGCGUAGUGCGGAAACUCGAUAAAAGCUAGUGAACCUUAUUGUGUAGUGGAUAGAGUUGCAAAUUGAACUGUAUAGUGAUUGGAAAGUUACAGUGUGGAAU